Messenger RNA from Cetraspora pellucida, 402 nucleotides. NCBI's taxonomy places the organism in Eukaryota, Fungi, Glomeromycota, Glomeromycetes, Diversisporales, Gigasporaceae. The record is from the annotation of a GenBank genome assembly.
AUGGCUAAAGAAAUAAAAUCUUAUACUCCAACUGGUCAUAUUCAAAGGUCAGCUUAUAAUUUAGUUGCUCAGUGGGUUAAAAAUGCAUGGGAUGCUAUAGAUCCUUCUUUAAUUCAUCACUUCUUUAAGUGUUGUAGAAUUUCUAAUGCACAAGAUGGUAGUAAAGAACAUCUUAUAUUUGAUUAUGAUCUUGUUACAAAAAAUAAUGCUAGUAAUAAUGGAAAUUAUGUCUAUUUGAGCAAUGAAAGUUCAGAUAUAAAUAUAGAAGAUCAUCAGAGAAUCGAGAAUAUAGAAACAUAUUUUAGUCAAGAAAAAGAAGAUAGUAUCGAAAAAUAUAAAGAUGAUUAUUAUGAAGAUCAAGAGUUGAAUUAUAAAAGUAUAAAUCUUAUUUAUAUGGCAUAA